AUGCCUCCAGUUAGACAAGUAUAUGCACAAGAAGAGCCAUCAAAUUGGGCAAAGUUCAAAAUGGGGCUAAUGAUGGGUACCACCGUCGGUAUUUGCACGGGUCUACUAUUUGGUGGAUUUGCCAUUCUCACACAAGGUCCUGGUCCAGAUGGUAGUAUCAGAACAUUGAGUAAGUAUAUUGCAGGUUCAGCUGGUACUUUUGGUUUGUUCAUGUCCAUUGGUUCGGUUAUAAGAAGUGACGAUGGAAGAGAGUUGGGUAGAAGGUCAUACGCAGACAUGCAACAAAGAGCAAGAUUUGAGGUGUGGAAAUUACGUACCAACUAUAAUCUGCAUCCAAAGGAAACUUGA
This is a messenger RNA of Kazachstania africana CBS 2517, 348 nucleotides long. RefSeq names its product Mgr2p (gene MGR2). The record is from RefSeq and is a predicted model, not a curated record. NCBI's taxonomy places the organism in Eukaryota, Fungi, Ascomycota, Saccharomycetes, Saccharomycetales, Saccharomycetaceae. The coding region runs from base 1 to 348 and encodes 115 amino acids. Gene Ontology annotation, biological process: protein insertion into mitochondrial inner membrane; protein import into mitochondrial matrix. Gene Ontology annotation, cellular component: TIM23 mitochondrial import inner membrane translocase complex. The transcript has a single exon.